Molecule: messenger RNA, 647 nt
Organism: Salvia hispanica
Lineage: Eukaryota; Viridiplantae; Streptophyta; Magnoliopsida; Lamiales; Lamiaceae
Biological process (GO): translation
Cellular component (GO): cytosolic large ribosomal subunit; ribosome
Molecular function (GO): structural constituent of ribosome
Source: RefSeq, a predicted model, not a curated record
UUUGCAUUCCCAACUUCUUCACCCCCUCUCACUCUCUCUCACACACACAGCGCAAAUGACGAAAUUCAGGAAGCUCAAUCGGCCUACCGGCCACAGAAUGUCCAUGCUCAGGACAAUGGUGUCUCAGCUAGUGAAGCACGAGCGGAUCGAGACAACAGUUGCCAAGGCCAAGGAAGUUCGUAGGCUUGCUGAUAAUAUGGUGCAGCUCGGAAAAGAGGGUACAUUAUGUGCUGCGAGGCGUGCUGGUGCCUUUGUUCGUGGGGAUGAUGUCAUCCACAAGUUAUUUACAGAAUUGGCCUAUCGAUACAAGGAUAGAGCAGGUGGAUACACGAGAAUGCUUCGAACUCGUAUACGAGUUGGUGAUGCUGCACCGAUGGCAUACAUUGAGUUUAUAGAUAGGGAGAAUGAACUUAGGCAAGCUAAACCACCAACUCCACCACCACCGCAGAGGGCAGCCGUGGAUCCAUGGACUAGAUCGCGACUCACCAGACAAUAUGCGCCACCUAAAGAGGAGAAGACCUCAGACCCUGAUAGUUGAGUUAUGUCCUCGCAGUUGGAAUUAUGUAAUUUUCAUUACCUUGAAAAGUUUUGUUUGCAUACUCCACAUUUUGCAUUAUACUAAAAAGUACUCCCUCCGUUCCCUCAUA